AUGCAAAAUUACAGCAUUACUCAAGCUAAUAACAUAAAGCAAUCCAUCGUGUCCAAACUAUCAAAUGCCGGAAUCCAAAGCUUAACAAGUUCUGAGCUCUGUUUAUCCCUAUUAAGUCCUGAUUUAUCUGAAUAUCUCAAUAAAUCUACAGGUGAAAAUUGGCAAACACAAACCCGUCAAUUUAUCCCAUCAUUAUUAGACAGAAUCACCAAAGAGAGAAACGAUUACAACAAAAACAAAGUGGAAAGAUUCAAAGCAGGCAAACUUUUUUUAAAAUCUCUAGAUAACUUUUACGAGCCUGUAAAAGAAAACAAUAAUGAAACGAAUUUCAAUGAUUUUCCACUUUUGCAAAAGCUUCAAAUUAAAAUUGCCCCAAGAUCAUUAAUGGCCUGACUAGCUGAAGUCGACGAAAAUUGCAGCGAAUAUUUAACGAAAACAGAGCUUAUUAAUGGCUUUGAAAAACUUCAUAUUACUCCUCAUGAAAUGCUAGCAUUACUCAGAAUUGCUGGAUUUAGAGCUGGGAUUAAUAAGCUGCAUAUUGGAGAAUUAGUAAAAGUAUGGAAAUAUGAUAGACAGGUUAUUGAAGUAAAAGAAAGAGAUUUCCUUCGAGAUGUCUAUUGUGCUUUGACUAAAAGUGGAAGAUCUAUAAAAGAGAUAUUCAAAUUUUUAGAUGCCAACCAUGAUGGGUGCAUUAAUUUGAAUGAGAUGAAAAAAGGGUUAAGCAAGCUAAAUGUAGAUUUAUCUCCAGCAGAAUGUAAACAGAUUUUUGCAUUAAUUGAUAUCAAUCGAAGCGGAAGUAUUUCACUAUCUGAGCUUGAAAGCAGAAUGAAUAGACUUAACAUAAGUAACACAAGCAGUAUUAAAAGACAAGAAAGCAGUAUUAAAAGACAAGAAAGCAGUGUGAAAAGACAAGAAAGCAGUGUGAAAAGACAAGAAAGCAGUAUUAAAAGACAAGAAAGCAGUGUUAGGAGGCAAGAAAACGAUUUGAGAAGACGGGAUACAAGACAAAUCGAAGAAGAGAAGGCUGCUAUAACGAUUCAAAGACAUUGGAGAAGCAGAAAUGGCUAUAAGCCUUCAAACCGUUAA
Molecule: messenger RNA, 1086 nt
Organism: Blepharisma stoltei
Lineage: Eukaryota; Ciliophora; Heterotrichea; Heterotrichida; Blepharismidae
Source: the annotation of a GenBank genome assembly